GCUGGUGCCUAGACUCGGGCGUGCUUUGGCGCCGUUCGGGGCGGAGAUGAUGGAAGACAUGGCCUUGAGCUUGUGCGAGCUCAAUUCUGAGAAAUGGGCCAUCAGUAGCAGUAAGGACCCGCUGUUGCUGACACAUGCCGUAAAGCAGCAACUUACUGGGGCCUCUCUUAUCGCGGAACGCUCGUUCCGGGAGGUGGGUGCAGUUCUGGUUCAGCUGGAGGAGAGCCAGGCGGGUCGCCAGGCCUUGGAGGCGGAGAAGCAGAAACUGACCCAACAGGUCGAGGGCAUGAAGGGGGAGGCUAUGGAGAAGAUUAGCCAGGCCCGGCGCACGGUCGAGGAAGAGGCGGAUAAGAAAUAUCUUGUCUAG
Humulus lupulus (European hop) is the source of this 367-nucleotide messenger RNA. RefSeq lists its product as uncharacterized. The record is from RefSeq and is a predicted model, not a curated record. NCBI's taxonomy places the organism in Eukaryota, Viridiplantae, Streptophyta, Magnoliopsida, Rosales, Cannabaceae. The transcript is spliced from 3 exons. Bases 47 to 367 code for a protein of 106 amino acids.